AUGAGAACCAGUCAACCAACUAAAAGUUAAGCAUUCUUAUAUGAUCCUGGCUGAGCUUGUUUUUGACUUGCACUGUAAAAGUGCUGAUAUUUUAUCCCAGUGUCAGUUUGUACCUAGAAUGCUGGGCACAGGCAGAACCAUCCAGGCCCAUGUGUUUUCAACAGGCUGUAUUGUUGAAGUCUUUUUAUCACACCACUGGUCCCCUGUGUAACACUCGUUAUGACAAUUCCUGUGCUGUAUAAAUACCAACAAUGCCUUCAUUUUGUUAGUUCAGUCUCCUGGAAAUGAUUUUAAAAGAUUUAUUUUUCCUGCCAUUUGUGCUAUCAGUAGCACAAGCUGCUUUACCCCAGCACAGAAUUUAUCCAAAGUUCCUGCACCUUGACUGGCCAGCAGAUUGUGGUGUUGCAUUUUUCCAGCAAAACACAGCAGAAAGGAUUGUGUCUGGAAAUGAAGUGCGUCCCUUCUCUUGGCCUUGGCAGGUUUCAUUGCAGGUUAAACCUCGAGGAGGUAAGAAAUAUGCUCAUGUGUGUGGGGGGACACUCAUUCAUAAGAACUGGGUUCUCACUGCCGCCCACUGCUUCCAGAAGGGGAAGGUAGAAGAUGCAGCAAACUGGAGGAUUGUUGUUGGAAAGCAUAAUCUCAACCGUACAGAAGCUACACAAAAGGUUUACUCUGUAAAGCGCAUAUACAGACAUGAACGUUUUAGCUACCCUCAGCUUAAUGACCUGGAUUACGACAUUGCUUUGGUCAAGUCAGUAGAAGACAUAAUAACAACACAUUUCAUACACUAUGCCUGUCUUCCAAAAAAAGAAAUGGCUAUGCAUCCCGGGCACUUCUGUUGGGUGACUGGAUGGGGGGAUACCAGAGGUGGUCAAGGAAAUGUAACACUUUCAGAAGUUCUGAAACAAGCCAGGCUACCAAUCAUCGACACAAAGACAUGCAGGCAGAAGAAAUUCUGGGGUGAUAGAAUACGGGAAUCAAUGAUAUGUGCUGGUUUUCGUGAUGUUGGAGGUCCUCCUGCUGCAUGUCAGGGCGAUUCUGGUGGGCCAUUUGUUUGCCAAAAUGGAAGAGGUAGAUGGGAAGUGCACGGAAUAGUCAGUUUUGGUCCUGUUGGCUGUACAGUGGAGAAUAAACCAAGUGUCUUCACAAAAACUUCCACAUAUAUUCCUUGGAUCGAAGCCACAAGGAUCCGUGAUCUUUUCUUGCAAUAAAGAAAAAAUGGAGAA
Molecule: messenger RNA, 1226 nt
Organism: Xenopus laevis (African clawed frog)
Lineage: Eukaryota; Metazoa; Chordata; Amphibia; Anura; Pipidae
Product: elastase-1
Exons: 6
Coding region: 285-1211 (308 amino acids)
Source: RefSeq, a predicted model, not a curated record